Molecule: messenger RNA, 1184 nt
Organism: Monomorium pharaonis (pharaoh ant)
Lineage: Eukaryota; Metazoa; Arthropoda; Insecta; Hymenoptera; Formicidae
Product: pyridoxal phosphate phosphatase PHOSPHO2
Exons: 2
Coding region: 169-894 (241 amino acids)
Molecular function (GO): phosphatase activity
Source: RefSeq, a predicted model, not a curated record
UCGGGAUUACAAUACAAGCGUAAUAUCGCUGUUGUUUGUUCAGUUUUGGCAUUUCUUUACAAAAGUUUAGCCCGCAGUGUCUUGCCUGUCGAUAUUUUGCUCAACUCUUCGUAAUCGAUCUACAUAUCCGUCAAGGCCUGUAUAACGAAUGGUUUAAUUGAUACAGAGAUGGGUCGCGGCGUGCUCGUGGCGUUCGAUUUUGAUCACACCAUCUGCGACGGCAACACCGACCUGGUGGUGCAAAAAUUGCUGACAGAAGAGACGAUAUCCAAGGAUGUACAGAACUUGCGGAAGUCUAGCGGGUGGAUUGCAUAUAUGAGCAGGAUAUUUGAGCUCCUGCGCGAGAACUCGGUGAACGCAGGCCAGAUCGAGGACGCCAUCGUCGGUAUCCCCGCGGUCGCGGGGAUAGAGAAGCUUCUCGUUUCCUUGCAUGCCAACGGCCACGAGACGAUUGUUAUCAGUGACUCCAACAGCGUGUUCAUAGACUGCUGGUUCAGGAGCAGGCGGCUCGAGAGCGUCGUAUCGCGCGUCUUCACGAAUCCAGCUCGAUACAACGACGGCAGGCUGAUAAUCGACGCCUAUCAUACGCAGCACACAUGUCAGAUAAGUGCUGUCAAUCUCUGCAAGGGACAGAUUCUGAUGGACCAUAUUCAGGAGAAACACAAGGAGGGCAGGAGCUACGAGAGAAUCGUCUAUAUCGGCGAUGGCAGGAACGACCUCUGCCCUAUUUUGCGCCUCUCUGAAGUCGAUCUAGCAUGCCCGCGCAAGGACUAUCCGCUCAUCGAGCGACUGAACAAGUUACCUACUUCUGUCUCGAUCAAGGCGAAAAUUAUCCCGUGGCAGGACGGUAUGGAUCUACGGCGCAACUUGGAACAGAUCAUAGAGCUUCGUUAGCUUUCGUAUUUAAUUAAGCAAGGUAGACUAGUCGGUCGACUACUCCGCUCUUUUCAUUUCAUACUUGUAUAUCUGCAAUUUGCACCUUGUGUGUUUUCAUCACAAGAAUAUAACAUUGAAUCCUUAUCUAAAUCACUUAUUUUGUGAUACAUUACACGUAAGAAUGUUCGUGUAACUAGCGUAUGUAUUAUCGUUGUUUGCUACAACAAUUAACGUAACUAAAAAUUUGCAAUUUUUGGCUAUAAAAAGAAAAAAUUCUGAUGAGAAUUAAAUACACUAAGUGAAUACAC